Capsicum annuum is the source of this 728-nucleotide messenger RNA. Its product is annotated as pre-mRNA-processing protein 40A-like. Gene Ontology annotation, biological process: mRNA cis splicing, via spliceosome. The transcript has 3 exons. The record is from RefSeq and is a predicted model, not a curated record. Gene Ontology annotation, cellular component: U2-type prespliceosome; U1 snRNP. NCBI's taxonomy places the organism in Eukaryota, Viridiplantae, Streptophyta, Magnoliopsida, Solanales, Solanaceae. The coding region runs from base 1 to 303 and encodes 100 amino acids. Gene Ontology annotation, molecular function: RNA binding.
AUGUUGCAACCUUUUCUAUUUGAGGAAUAUAUACGUGAUUUAGAAAGCAAAGAGGAGGAGCAAAGGAAACUGCGGAUGGAAGAAUUGAGGAAAGCUGAACGUAAAAAUCGUGAUGAGUUCCGAAAACUGAUGGAAGAGCAAGUUGCUGCAGGAAUACUUAAUGCAAAAACUAACUGGCGUGAUUAUUACAUCAAAAUUAAAGAUUUUGCUGCAUAUCUGACUGUCUCAUCAAAUACUUCAGGAUCAACAGCAAAAGACUUAUUUACAGAUAUUAUGGAUGAGCUGGAGAAACAGGUGAAAUAGUUUGCUAAUAGGAGUAUUGAAUUGUGUCAACUACAUUUGUUACACUAAGCCAUAUUUAUAGACUUUACACUACAAUCCCUUUUCAUUUGCUUUCACUUAAUGAAGGUCUUAAGCUGAAUGGUUAAGAUAUCAACCCAUUAAGUACUUUUUUUUUUAAAAAAAAGAUUCAACCUGUUAAUACAUCUUAAUACAUCUUGAUGAAUCAGAUGUUAAACAAAGUCUGAAAAUCAUUCAGGUCCUCACUAAAAAGUUCAAUUCAUUAGGUAAAAAAGGAAGUUAGUGCAUUACUAUGUAGGAAUAUACUGGGUUUGUUGUUAUUGUUGUUGUAGUGCAUUAAAGAAUAGAACAUACUUUGUAGGAUAAAAGCAUGAGAUUGAGAUUUGAGAGUUACCCCUCUGCUUGCUUUUUUUUAAAAAAAAAAAUAA